GGGAUUUGCAUAUAUCCCAUGAUGCACUUUACUUUCGAUCGCGUUCGAUUUUCCGCGCGAACGCCGGCAAACCCGGAACUGCAAAGCCCAAGAUGUAGGGCAUGGGCAUCUUCAAGAUGUUGGCCAUGUUGGACAGCAGCCAAGAGAAUUAGGUGGGUAAUUUUCGUCAUUUUUUAGAGUUCGGGAAUUGUAGUUUUCCAUGAAAAGUGUUGAUGUGUGUGAUACCCGAGGAACAUGUUUAAUUUUGAGGUAAAUGCCGAUAGACUUCUCAUGCGUAAAUCCCGUUGUCGCAUGUUGGAGAUUUGCAUAUAGUGCUAUCAAAUCUUCCGCAUUGGUUAAUCAAAUAGUGGUGCUUUUUAAAAAAAAGUGUAGUUUACGUAUGGUAGAUUGAUUGUGUGUCUAAAAAAACGAAAAGCACCAAAAAGCACUCAUAGGAAGAUCACGAAAACAGCCGCGCAGGAUCGCAUGGUUGGUCGUGUUUACAUACGCCUGACAGUCGCGCGGAGGCCCUUUAAACUCAUUAACAUAUGCAAAUAAGCCGGUAAAGAAAAGAUGGCGGACACGUAAACAAACACGAACGCGCCGUAGUUUUACCUUCCUAAAGCAAUUUAGAAAGUUUGGAAAGAUUGUUACAGUAUGGGGACUUAGCAGACAUUCAGGGAAAACCUAUUCAAACGGAAAAUGUUGUUGGUUGGACUGGAAACUCGCUUAAAAUGCGGAGUCAUGAUGUCAACUCCAUCAACGCCCCAAAAGAGGCCACAUGUUGGCGGGAGUGGUCACACCCCGUCUGGGAAGAGGAGGCAGCACAAACAUGGAAAGAAAGAUGGAGGAGCUCGCCGACCUCUCUCUUUCCUAAGUCCUAAGAUAACACGAUCUUUGGGGCACAUGCUCACCCCAAAGAUUCAACUGGCCAAGUCCCCUCGGCCUGUGAAACACCAUCAGUGGACUGAUAAGGAGGACAAGGCAUUGAUCCAGUUUUUGGAUCUAAGCCACCUUGAUCAGGAUGAAAAUGUCACUGACACAGCAUCCUGGCCAAUGAGGCACGCUAACAGUCCCUUUUGGACAGAGGCUGCAACAUCAAUCAAGACGGCAACCAGGAGCAGUGAACUUCUUUCAGCAAACACAGUGAGGAACAGGUGCAGGAAGUGGAGGACGAAAUUCGACGAAUCCCUUGAAGCUGCUGUGAAGUCUUUUGGUCUUGAGACGAAUUCAAUCAGCCGUGCAAAGAAAACCAAAGAAACAGUCAGCAGGGGAUGCCAGACAAAGAAGUUGACUGUGGACCAGCAAACACAAACUGAACAUAGCUGCCAGGAUGAUGUCACAACAGUACUGUCUUCUUGCAAGGCCCUGACCCAAUCAGAAUUUGAUUCUUUCAUGCUUAUGCUGCUUCCUCAAAUCGUUCAAUCAUCUUCAGUUCUAUCCUUUGGUGAUAAACUGUUCUCAGUUGUAGCUACAGCAAAGAAUAUUUCCACAUACCCAACCGACUUCUUUUCAAAGUCCAUCAAUGCCAUGUCCACCCUACAAGAACACAACAAGCCCAACAUCCUGUACAAGUUUGCCCACAUCUUGAGCACCAACAGGCCUGGCACCUCCACCCCUCUGCUCCAAAUUGACAGGAUGCCAUUUGGAUUACUACAAUACCAGAUGGAGUUCUUCAGUGCCACCAAUGUACAUCAGGUCAGCAUUUCUCCAGAUUAUGCCAGCUGGUUGGAGAGCAUGUGUGCUGAGUUUCCAACCAGGUUCUUGAGGCUGUUUCGGGGGCCAGGGUGGAGUGGCCUGGAAAGCACUGACUUGGACCCAUUGAAGGCACAUAUUAAUGUCGCCGCCCCCUCCCUGGACACCAUGUACAGACUGGCACAGAAUGAGAAGUUUGAUGGCAACUCCAGUAUCCAUAUCGCUGCACUGGAAUCCUUUGCCAAGAUGAAGCCAGGAGCACGUGUCUGGUUUAAGGCUGAUGCUUGUGAUUUGAAGGUUGCCCUGCAGACAUCUACAAAGGGCAAAUGGGCUGGAGACGUUGAUCUUGGGGAUGGAAGCCUGGAGAAGCUAAGGGCUGACAACGACAGACGCAUGGUCCUUGUCAGGGAAGCUGGGAAGUCCUGCGUGCCACGCAAUCUAGAGGCCUGUCUCCUCAGUCUCCUUCAGGAUCUUGGAGAAGACAUUGAUCUGCUGAAAGGUGGCCUUGAGGCAGCAAACAAGAGGUAUAAGGAGAAAUUCGAGCAGGCUAACUCAUCUACAGAUGUGCUGAAAAACCUGGCAUGGGACAGGGUAGAGUACAAUACCCUUCUGGAGCAGGCCAAAGCCUUCUAUGAAAGGGAAUUCUCAAAGAGAAUUGACCCGGACCUGCCUUUCUACUACUGGACAAUCAGUGAGAGGUUCAGGGAAGCAGAAGACACUUACCCAUCCUUCAAUGAUGACCCUGAGGAUGGUCGUCUGCGCCUCCACCGACUGCGCACUUGUAGAAGGGAAGACGCUUCGAUUUUCACAACUGCAAGGGGUGUCCUGCCGGUCAGGAACAGGGGGACCAUCAGGCAGAUACUGCACAGACCAGAAGUGCCACUGCCUGAGGUCCCAAAUAGCUUGCCACCUGUUUAGAAGAUUACUUUUAAACUGUUAUAUCCACAUCCAGGGUUGGACAAGUCCAAAAGUUUUAUUGUCCUAGCCAAGUGAAAGUGCUGAUUGGGCAAGCUCAUGUCCUACCCCACUUGCCCGAUUUUUUGAUGAGUGAGAUUUUGAUAUAAAUGUACUUUUUAGUCAUGGUACCAAGCAUUGUUUGUUUUUUUACAGAAGAAAGUGCCUGUAGCCACUUGUUUCCACCUGUCACCACUGUUGUAUAUAUCUAAGUCUUUUAUUUUAUGUAUGUUUACUUUUUAUUCUGUAUAUGUAUACUUGUAAAAGAUGCUAUUUUGUUGUAAGUGAGGAAAGAAGAGAACUCGGGUAUAGACAUUGUUGCAAGUGUUAUACAGGUAUUGACCUUAUAUGACAAUCAGUUUUUGAUCUUGAGACCACAGGUAUAUAUAGACAUUGUCGCAAGUGUUAUACAGGUUUUUGCCUAGUUAUGCUUUGAAGUAUCCUUCUGUCAAACUAGUUAUUGUAUAUAUGAGGCAAGCACUGCGGAUAUUGUUUUCUUCAGAACCUUUAGUUUUAUUGCUGAAUGUAUACUUAAAAGAUGCUAUUUUGUUGCAAGUCAAGAAAGAAGAGAACUCAGGUAUAUACAUUGUUGCAAGUGUUAUACUAGUUAUUGUAACUAGUUAUUGUAACUGUCAAACUAGUUAUUGAACUUAUGAGGCAUGCUCUUCAGAUUUUGUUUUCUUCAGAACCUUAAGUUUUAUUACUCAAUGAUACUCAUAAAAGAUGUUAUUUUGUUGCAAGUCAGGAAAGAGGAGAACAUGUAUAGACAUAGUCCUAAGUGUUAUACGGGUUCUGACCUUAUAAGAUAUCAGUUUUUGCCUUUCUCCCAGCAACCAACUGCCUAAUCCAACCAGCGACCACUUUUUUUUGCAGUCGCAAUGUGGUAUCGCCCUCCACUAAUAAUAUAGUGAGUCAGGGCAGAAAGUUAAGAGUGGAGGCACAAGCGAGUAACAAAAUUCCCAAUAAAACUACAGAUCAAAUCGA
Branchiostoma floridae (Florida lancelet) is the source of this 3612-nucleotide messenger RNA. RefSeq lists its product as uncharacterized. Lineage: Eukaryota; Metazoa; Chordata; Leptocardii; Amphioxiformes; Branchiostomatidae. The record is from RefSeq and is a predicted model, not a curated record. The transcript has 8 exons. Bases 682 to 2592 code for a protein of 636 amino acids.